Messenger RNA from Rana temporaria (common frog), 1045 nucleotides. It is a transcript of the gene SYNJ2BP, whose product is annotated as synaptojanin 2 binding protein. The coding region runs from base 126 to 572 and encodes 148 amino acids. Gene Ontology annotation, molecular function: protein binding. The record is from RefSeq and is a predicted model, not a curated record. The transcript has 4 exons. Lineage: Eukaryota; Metazoa; Chordata; Amphibia; Anura; Ranidae.
GCGCGCCGCUUCCUCCCCCCACGUGGGGGCCGGCUGCUUACUGAAACAGAAAGUGUGCGGCCAGGGUUCACCUUCACCCUUAUCGGCUUGUCUCAUCAUCCGGGGAGGGGGGAGAGGAAGAAGACAUGAGUGCCGGAGCCCGGGCCGCCGCCGCCGAGGAGGAGGAGAUCCAGCUGACUAGAGGGCCGUCCGGCCUAGGGUUCAACAUUGUGGGCGGCACAGACCAGCAAUACGUGUCUCAUAAUGACAGUGGAAUAUACGUUAGUAGCAUCAAGGAGAAUGGAGCUGCCGCUGUGGAUGGAAGGCUGCAGGAGGGAGACCGAAUACUGGAGGUGAAUGGUAUUAAGCUAGAAAAACUUUUGCACAAAAAUGCAGUGGAACUCUUCAGGAAUGCUGGUGAAAAUGUGCUCUUAAAGGUUCAGCACCAGAAUCAUCUAAAUGGACCUCUUGGAGGCAGAAGCGACACAGACUCUGAUGGAACAUCAAUAGUCAUGAUAUUGGUGCCUGUAAUAUUAGCUGCCGUGGCUGUCUACGCCUUUGUAAAAUAUCGGCAACGCAUAACAAAAUAUUAGACUGCCAAACCAUGCAAACGCAAAGAACACAGGAAAAUACAGCUGUACGCCAGUCCUUUUGAAUGCUAUUAUGUAAGAGCCCUACAUUCUAUGUACUGCCUGUAAAUAUAUUCACUAGCUUGGAAUGGUACUGACCACAGGAAUGUUUCAGUACCACCUUUCUGACAAUAUGCGCUAUCUAGCCUUAGAAGUUGCGCUAAAAUCUUUAGCUCUGCUAUGUUUAAUCUGAACUUAAUUCUCUUGAAGUAAGUUAUUCUUAUCAAUGUUUUCUGUCCCUAAAUAUUUUAAAUAAUUUAACUUGCGGUACUGUGUCUUCACAUGUAUGUUGUCGGAAGAAGAGGAAUGUAUAAAUAUUUAAUUAGACAUUCCACAUAUAGUGGAAAGUAAUUUUCCUUGGGGUGAGGUCCAAUGAAAUACACCUGAUGAGCUGAUGGGAGCUUGCUACAUUUGAUAAUAAAACCACACAGAGCCAA